AUGAGCCAAACGCUCCCGGUGCGUGCGGCAGGAGGUGGACAACCGUCAGAGACGGCCGCGCACUUCGCCCUCGAACCCUUUUCUCAGCCUGUACUGUCACACCUCCUCUCAGCUCGCAAGGGCGCCGAAUCACAAGAUGGCAAGAAGUUCAGCGACGAAGGCGCCUGGUUGAAUUAUAUGGCCUCGGACUCGUCGAAUGCGAUGUCGGCUCCCGUGGACAACGACCUGAAGUACCCCAUGUCCUCCUACUUCAUAAGCUCGAGCCACAAUACCUACCUCUCAGGCCACCAGCUCUAUGGCGAAGCGUCCGAGCUCGCCUACACCAAUGUGCUCAAGCGCGGGUGUCGAUGCUUGGAAAUCGAUGUGUGGGAUGGCGAAAGCGAUUCGGACACCAGCAGCUCCGACGACGACGAGGAAAAGUCUGAGACAAAAGCCUCUCGCUGGGGGAAAGUCAAGGCUCGUGCUGCACGUAUGCGUUCACGCUCACGAUCCGCCUCGCUCGCGGCCGCUCGGCCAGAUGGCGGACAGCCCCCUGUGCCCUCCGACCAGCAAGCUUCGGCGCCAUAUGGUCGACCUGAUAAUGUCGCAUCACCGCGACAGACGGAGCCAUCGGCGAAUGGCUCCAACUACCUCUCCCCACAGCCUUCGCCGCCGCUAAGUGCCAAGGCCGAGCCGAGAGUACUGCAUGGAUACACACUGACCCAAUCCGUCACCUUUCGCUCUGUGUGCCAUGCUAUCAGGUCUUCGGCUUUCGCGAGCACGGAUUUGCCUUUGAUCGUCUCUCUUGAGGUUCACGCCUCGCUAGAACAGCAAGAGGUCAUGGUGGAGAUCAUGCGCGAUGUCUGGUCGGAAUAUCUGGUGUCGCUCAAGAGUAGCACCGAGAUUUCCGCUCUUCCGCCGCCCGAGUCCCUCAAGGAAAAGAUCCUGAUCAAAGUCAAAUGGACGCCGAACACGGAGACGGGCGAGUCUAACGAUCCCAUCGAGCACGUGAAUUCGAACUCCACCGACGGCACCGCCGAUUCGAUACCACCUUCCCCCGAGAAACGAAAGAAGGCUUCCAAAGUCCUGUCCAAGUUGUCGGAACUAGGAGUGUACACUCGCGCGUACACAUUCAAGCAUUUCUCGCAACCCGAAGCUGCUCUUCCAAACCACGUCUUCAGCUUGUCCGAGAACAAGGUCCAUAGUAUGCGUUCCGACCCAUCGCACGGUCCUGCACUUUUUGACCACAACAAAAACUUCCUCAUGCGGGUGUUCCCGAAAGGCACGCGCAUCAACAGCUCGAAUGUCGACCCGACGUUCCACUGGAGAACGGGCGCCCAGAUGGUGGCCUUGAAUUGGCAGAAAAUGGACAAAGGCAUGAUGCUCAACGAGGGAAUGUUCGCUGGCACGGGUGGUUGGGUCCUCAAGCCGGAAGGCUAUCGCUGCACCACAGCGAGUGACAAAGCACAGAAGCCGCUUCAGUCCACGAAGCAACUUGUCAACCUGGAAAUACGCUUGCUCGCAGCACAACGCUUGCCCUUACCCGUCGACAAGGACAACUCGCAUGCGCACAAGAUGAAACCAUACGUCAAGGCACAGUUGCACGUGGAUCCUCCCGGCUCUCCCGGUCAGUGCAGGGAGAGCGACGGGGACGGGAAUAGCAAGGACGACUUUCAACCACACGGCGGUGAGGAGAAGGAUUCCCACUUCUACAAACGGAGAUCAGCUACGGCUCGCACGGACUGUCCCGAUUUCAAGGGUGAAGUGCUGAGCUGGCAUAACACGUCCGACGCCACCCAACAAUUGAGCUUCCUCAGGCUUAAAAUCAUGGACGACCGCUCAAUGGGCAAAGACAACAUGCUCGCAUGGGCUUGCAUACGACUUGACCGCCUUCAGCCAGGAUACCGGUUCGUCCAUUUGCUCAAUUCGUCGGGCCUGCCAUCUCCCGGCGCGUUGCUUGUGCACGUCUCCAAACGCGUGGAAUGA
Cladophialophora carrionii CBS 160.54 is the source of this 1965-nucleotide messenger RNA. RefSeq lists its product as uncharacterized. Gene Ontology annotation, molecular function: phosphatidylinositol-4,5-bisphosphate phospholipase C activity. NCBI's taxonomy places the organism in Eukaryota, Fungi, Ascomycota, Eurotiomycetes, Chaetothyriales, Herpotrichiellaceae. The record is from RefSeq and is a predicted model, not a curated record. The transcript has 2 exons. Gene Ontology annotation, biological process: lipid metabolic process; phosphatidylinositol-mediated signaling. Bases 1 to 1965 code for a protein of 654 amino acids.